Thermochaetoides thermophila DSM 1495 is the source of this 981-nucleotide messenger RNA. RefSeq lists its product as uncharacterized. Gene Ontology annotation, biological process: endoplasmic reticulum to Golgi vesicle-mediated transport; vesicle fusion with Golgi apparatus. The record is from RefSeq and is a predicted model, not a curated record. The transcript has 2 exons. NCBI's taxonomy places the organism in Eukaryota, Fungi, Ascomycota, Sordariomycetes, Sordariales, Chaetomiaceae. Bases 1 to 981 code for a protein of 326 amino acids. Gene Ontology annotation, cellular component: trans-Golgi network; membrane.
AUGUCAGGAUACUACGGCGCCCCUCCAAACCAAGGCUACACCCCAGCCGGUGCGCAGAACUUGCAAUUCUAUUCCUCUAACUAUGCCCAGCCCGUCUCGGGCCAUGCAACACCAUCACAAGCAGCAUAUGGCUAUGGCGGCCCCUCGACAGGUUUCACAUCCAGCUUCAGCGCCGGUUUUGGAGGUCCUGGCGUGACGGGCCGCAUGGGCGAGCAUGGCGGGCUAAGGACAGGCUGGCUUGCGGCUUUCUCGACCGAAGGCUACGAAGGCGAGCCUUCUCUCCAAGAAGAACUCGGUAUCAACUUUGGCCACAUCAAGAACAAGACCCUCGCCGUCCUAAAUCCCUUCUCCCGCGUCGACCAACACCUCAUGGACGACAGCGACCUCGCCGGUCCGAUCCUCUUCUUCCUCCUCUACGGCACCUUCCUCCUACUCUCUGGCCGCGUCCACUUCGGCUUCAUCUACGGCCUGGCCCUCUUCGGCUCCGUCAGCCUGCACACAAUCCUCUCUCUCAUGGCACCCCCCGCCGAUAGCACUCCCGCCUCCACUCCCGCCGCAGCCGCGGCAUCUACCGCGACUGCCUACCCUGGGUAUAUCACCACCACAUCCGCGACCGACCCGUCGACUAUUACGGCAAUGGGCCACACCCCGGACCCGACUUCCUCCUCCGGCUCGUCUUCCCUUACAUUUGCUCGUUCUGCUUCGAUCGUGGGAUACUGCCUUCUCCCUCUCGUCGCGACCUCUCUUGUGGGCAUCGUCAUGCCGAUGGAUACACCCAUUGGGAUUGCACUGACAACGCUAGCGAUCGUGUGGUGCACGUGGAGCGCGAGCGGCAUCUUUUGCGCUGUGGGUGGCAUGAAAGCUAUGAGGGGGUUGGUUGCGUACCCGCUGGCGCUGUUCUAUGUGGGCUUUGGGAUCAUGGGCGUGUUUAGUAGUCGGGGGAGUGGUGGAGGGUUUGCAAAGGUUCCGGGGAGUGUGUAA